This is a messenger RNA of Jatropha curcas, 1236 nucleotides long. Its product is annotated as RING-H2 finger protein ATL79. Lineage: Eukaryota; Viridiplantae; Streptophyta; Magnoliopsida; Malpighiales; Euphorbiaceae. The record is from RefSeq and is a predicted model, not a curated record. Gene Ontology annotation, molecular function: transferase activity. Gene Ontology annotation, biological process: protein ubiquitination.
AAUAAUUUGUUUUUCAAUUAAUAUUAUAUUGGAUUAAGUACUAAAGCAAAGAAAUUGUAAAUCCUCCAGUGCACGUAUGCCUUGCUUAAUCGCUGCUUGAUGCCUAUAAAAUCACCCAAGUCUAUAAUUGGAGGCAAUCUCUUCUCUCUCUCAACUGAAAAUCUCUAAAGCUAGAUGAUCUGAAGACAUCCUAUAUAUCUGCAUAUAUCCCAGCAAUUAAGAAGCCCGCCACAUCGCAUAACCAAAUGUGGCCUGAACCAGAAAUGACAACGGCAGCGUCUCCAAACAUAAUUCACCUCUCUCCACCGUUACCUCUCACUGCAAAAUCAUGCGAUCCCCACGCCCAUGGCUGUAGAUGGUGGCCUUACUCCAGUUCUAAUGAUUUUGGAGCCAACACAGCCGUGAUCCUCAUCAUCCUGCUCUGUGCAUUGAUAUGCGCUUUAGCUCUCAACACUGCCAUCCGCUGCUUCCUACGCGGUGCUCAUCGCCCAGCAGACCGCCUUCCCCAAAACCGACAAGAAAUAGAUGGUCAGCAGCGGAAACCAAACAAUGAAGCAGGCGCUGCGCCCCUGGUGGUGGCCCCAAUCUCGGUGUAUUUAACAGGGAUGAGAUUGGGUGGGGCAGAGGCCGAAUGCGCCAUUUGCUUGUCGGAGUUCGUGGAGGGGGAAGGCAUUCGAGUUUUGGGAAGCUGUAAGCAUGGGUUCCAUGUCCACUGCAUCGAGCAAUGGUUGUCUCGCCAUUACUCUUGUCCCACUUGUCGUCGCAGUUGUCUUUCCCAAGAAACUCCUGACUGUUGCCCACGAAAUGACCUGGGCAACACAUCCGGGCAGCCGGUUCCGGAACAGUUAAUGAGUAUACCUUAAACGUGCACAUGUGUAAAUGUAAGAAGUAUUUUUUGUCUCUGUUUUAAAUUUAUUUUUGCUCAAGUUUUUUUCCAUUCAUCAUAUCUAUAGCAUUUGACAAAUGCCACAGCCUCUGGAAAAAUGUCCAAUUCUGGGAGCUACUCAUUCUCGGAAACUAAGAAAUUAUAUGAAUUACAGAUUAGGAUUAUUGGCAUGAGGCAUAAAAUCCUGUACACCAAUCCUUCUACAAGAAAUAUUAAAUCUUAUUGGUCUUUCCGGAUAAGAUAUGUAUAAUUCAUUGCCAUGCCAGUUUGGGCAGAGUACCAUUUGGUAGUUGGCAAAAUUCAUCCCAGUGACAAGAAAAGAUAGGACCUUUUUGGUGUUUCGGAAUAAA